Messenger RNA from Pochonia chlamydosporia 170, 2442 nucleotides. Its product is annotated as meiotically up-regulated 71 protein. Lineage: Eukaryota; Fungi; Ascomycota; Sordariomycetes; Hypocreales; Clavicipitaceae. Gene Ontology annotation, molecular function: diphthine-ammonia ligase activity. Bases 1 to 2442 code for a protein of 813 amino acids. Gene Ontology annotation, biological process: protein histidyl modification to diphthamide. The transcript has a single exon. The record is from RefSeq and is a predicted model, not a curated record.
AUGUCUGGCGAGCGCCUCAAUGUAAUAGCCCUGAUAUCAGGCGGCAAAGACAGUUUCUACAGUCUCCUGCACUGCAUCCACCACGGCCACCGCGUUGUCGCCUUGGCAAAUCUCUUUCCAACGAGUGAGCAUACCGACUCAACUGCCGUUCGUAUCAUUGACCCCAGCCAAUCUAUAAACGCGUCAUCACCAGCACCGGGACAAGAUGUAGUAUCACCGCCAGCACCGGAAAAGGACUUGAAUAGCUUCAUGUAUCAAACCGUCGGACACGAAAUCAUCCCUCUGUAUGCCGCUGCCACAGGCCUCCCACUCUACCGCCAACCCAUUCUCGGCGGCGCUCUUCGCCAUGAAAGAGACUACGACUACACGUCGACGACAGGCCAUGACCAAGGUCCGGCUCCUGUCGGUGACGAAACCGAGUCCAUGGUACCCCUGCUGAGGGCCGUCAUGUCUCGUCACCCGGAAGCGAAUGCGCUCUGCUCCGGCGCCAUCUUAUCAACAUAUCAGCGGACAAGAGUCGAGUCCGUGGCCCUGCGGCUGGGACUCACUCCGCUAUCGUAUCUAUGGAAAUAUCCCAUCCUUCCCUCGGUGCCGGGAACUGUUGCCGAUGAAGCUCAGCUGUUGAGGGACAUGGCGACAGCCGGGGUGGAGGCCAGGAUUAUCAAGGUUGCAAGUGCUGGCCUUGACGAGAGCCAUUUGUGGGAAAGGGUAACGAGCGAAACUGGUGUGAGUAGGAUAAAGGCUUCUUUGAGGAAGUUUGGUGCCGCUGAGGGGGCUUCUCUUGGUGAAGGUGGUGAAUUCGAGACAAUUGUUGUAGACGGACCGGCGAGUCUGUUCAAGAAGCGUAUUGUUGUUCCUGAUGAUGGAAGAAGAGCGGUCCCUGAAGGAGGAGGGUCUACUUGGUUGAUGCUGCGUGGAGUGAAACUUGAAGAUAAGCCAGUCCAAGAGCUGGGAGGGAAGCUUUCCGUUCGUGAGCCUGGUUUGCUGGAUGCAAGGUUUCAGUCUUUGACAGAAUCGUUGGCCCAGGCACCUCCCGACGGUCAAAAGCAUUACUUCGACUCAUCAAAGCUCAUAAAGGCGUCCGAUCUGCAAUCGAGAGUCGACUCGGACAGCUUGUGCUGGACCGUUGUUGCAGAUUCAUCAGCAACAGGGUCAUCCAUCGAAAACGAGACCAUCAAUGUGGUUGGCAAGAUCAAUUCGCUCUUGUCGACAAACGGGCUGGAACCAAGCCAACUUACGAGCGUAAUCAUUAUCCUCAGAGACAUGGCAGACUUUCCCAGGAUCAACGCCGAGUACGGAAACUUAUUUACCAAGCCAAACCCGCCGUCUCGAAUUACGAUAUCCAGCGGACAUCUCCUCCCCCGGGACCGAAACAUCGUGCUAUAUGCCACAGCGCCAACUGCAGCGGCCAAGGUUGCAAGAAACGGUCUUCACGUUCAAUCUAGGUCCUACUGGGCUCCUGCCAAUAUCGGACCAUACAGUCAAGCCAUUGAGACUGCUGUCACAGUUGAUGGCCAUGCUACGAGUCUGAGGACUGUGGCUAUUGCAGGCCAAAUACCGCUUGUACCGGCGUCGAUGAAUUUACCGUCGGCAUCUGCGACAUUGUUACAAGAACAAAUAGUGUUGUCUUUACAGCAUCUCUGGAGGAUUGGGUCAGAAAUGAGGGUUCAAUGCUGGAGCAGUGCCGUGACCUACCUUGCCCGGCAAAGUAGUGAGGCUGACGCACAGGAGGCGGCCAAGGUUGCGGCACAAUCUUGGAGGCUUGCACACGGUUCGCCAGAGGAUGACGACGAGACUGAUAAUGGACCGGAUCCGUGGGAUUUGAAAUACAAUCCUCAGUAUCAGUCUCUAGGAGGGAGGGAGGUAAAGACGUCCUCUCCGUCCGUUGCCGACUGGUCUGUAUACACUUUACGACAGCAGAAUGAACCUGGGUCGUGUAUCCCGCCAGUAUUUGCAGCCGAGGUUGAAAGUCUGCCAAGGGGAUCUCUUGUGGAGUGGCAUGCUCACAAUGGGCUCAAGAAUGUGGAAGAAAGCUCGGUUGAGCUUAUACAUUUCCCGGCUGUUGGUGUGGAUGGUUGGCAGAGCUGGCAUAUGGUUGUCAAGGCUACUGAGACUAUCGUCGUGUAUACCACAAUGGCUUAUUAUGGACGCGAGGAAUCAGAUGCUGUCGAAUUUCAUGGCCUGCAACAAGAGAUGGGUAAAGUAUAUAAGGCGUCGAUGCGCAAGCUGCAGCCCAAGGUGGUUUGUCCUGAAGGCACCCUACCUUAUCUUGGGUACGUUGAUUUCAACAGGGCACCUGGUUUAUGGACAGGCAAAGGCGGGACGGGUAUCGAAAUACCGUUUGCACUUGUGCCUUGUCACUCGCUUUGGAGCUCUGCUGGCGAGCGUCCAACAGCGGUGGUAUUAUACAAGACGUUUUUGACAGCUACAGCUACCAGUUGA